UCAGCUCGACAACAAAUAAAUUGUGACAGGCUACAUGCGACUUUCCAAAUAUUUUACAUCAUAUUGAAGGGUGUUUUUGAGCGUGUGACUAAUAGCCUACGUGACUAUCUGGCGGAAGUUGGUUUGUGGGUGACAACUGUUGGAUGUCCAAGAGAGUGAAUCGCAAUUUAGUCAAAAGUAAAUGUCCUUUUCAAUAGCCUAACAGCCUAUUGAACAGCCUAACUGAAAUUUGUCAAUAUAAUAGGCUACGCCUUACCUGUCAUGGAGGAACGAGUGCGAUAUUGACGACUUGGUCAAAGAGAAAAUAGGCUACUCCAAUGUAAAUGUAAACAGCUACUCUUGAAUAUGGCAGUGAAUGUUCUGGUGGCAGGUGGGCAGUGUGUCGCCAAAUGUAAUCACUUAAAGCUUAAACCUGGUGAAAUUGCUUAUCAUAAAGGAGAUAUCCUUACUAUUGUGGAGACAACGCAGGACAGGGGUAUAUAUAAAGCCUAUAAUAACAAAACGGGAGAUAAAGGGCUGGUUUCUUGUGGUAAUAUGAGGGAGAGAGAGGCUAUCCGCAUAGACUCCUGCCUCAGCCUAAUGCCUUGGUUUCAUGGGAAGAUUUCAGGGCCCCAGGCUGUGAAGAAGUUGAAACCUAGGGAGGAUGGUCUGUUUCUGGUGCGCGAGUCCAUCCGCCACCCGGGUGAUUAUGUCCUGUGCGUCAGCUUUGCUGGGGAGGUCAUUCACUACCGAGUCAUCUACCAGGACAACAAACUGACCAUUGACAAAUCACAGUUCUUCCAUAACCUUAUUGAUAUGAUUGAGUUUUAUUCUAAAAAUACGGGAGCCAUUGCUACCAUUCUGCACAGAGCCAAAGAGAAAGAGGGAAUCAGAUCAGCUGAGUUAGAGCUAUCUAAAACGGGAUGGCUCCUCGAUAUGGACAAGCUCAUCCUAGGAGCAAGCAUUGGAGAGGGAGAGUUUGGGGAAGUGUAUAAAGGGGAGUACAUGGGCCAGCAGGUGGCAGUGAAGAACAUCAAAUGUGAUGUUACAGCUCAAUCUUUUUUGUCAGAAACAGCAGUUAUGACGAAACUCCAGCACAAGAAUUUGGUGAGGUUGUUGGGUGUGAUUUUACAAAAUGGACUCUACAUAGUCACAGAAUUGAUGGACAAGGGCAAUCUUGUGAAUUAUCUACGCACAAGAGGGCGCUCUCAGAUCAGCUCAGGCCAGCUGAUGCGUAUUGCACUUGACGUAUGUGAAGGAAUGGAGUACCUCGAGUCCAAAAAGUUGGUUCACAGGGACCUGGCAGCCCGUAACAUCCUGGUGUCCAAGGACACAGUGGCCAAAGUCAGUGAUUUUGGGCUCACCAAAGGGGACUCAAAGGGCUCCGAGCAGGUGAAGUUACCUGUCAAAUGGACGGCACCAGAGGCUUUGAAGAAAGAGAAAUUUUCCACUCGGUCAGAUGUUUGGAGCUAUGGGAUCUUACUGUGGGAAACAUUUUCCUACGGCCGUCAGCCUUACCCAAAGAUGUCCCUGAAAGAGGUGCGUGAGCGGGUGGAGCAGGGCUACCGGAUGGAGGCCCCUGAGGACUGCCCCCCUGCCCUGUACCAGCUCAUGAGGGGCUGCUGGCAGGACGAGCCGGGGAAGAGGCCCUCGUUCCACAAACUCCGAGAUAAGCUGCAGAAGGAGAUGGACCAGCUGGACCCUCCAUCAGAGUCAUAGACAUGGUGUCAGGUGUGACAUGUGCUGUACUACUACUACUGGAUGCCGUAAUAUAUACUAAUAUAUUUCUUAAUACUUUCUUGACCAUUAUAUUUUCUUUAACCUUUGUACUGAAUCUUUAUGCUGUAUACCGAAUUGAUUGUUGCUGUGCUUUUCUGUUUAUCAUUGUGUAAAUAUAAUUGUGUAAAAUUCUGCUUAUAUUUGUAAAGAGGAUAUGUUCAAAAACAUGUAACAAAGAUAUUACAUAAAAUGUGUAAAGAUGUUGUA
This is a messenger RNA of Alosa sapidissima (American shad), 1965 nucleotides long. RefSeq names its product megakaryocyte-associated tyrosine kinase (gene matk). The coding region runs from base 346 to 1698 and encodes 450 amino acids. The record is from RefSeq and is a predicted model, not a curated record. NCBI's taxonomy places the organism in Eukaryota, Metazoa, Chordata, Actinopteri, Clupeiformes, Clupeidae. Gene Ontology annotation, molecular function: protein tyrosine kinase activity; protein binding; ATP binding. The transcript is spliced from 12 exons. Gene Ontology annotation, biological process: protein phosphorylation.